AUGAAGCUGAAAGCGAGGAAAACCCCCCCACCUCCUACAUGUCGUAAAAAACCGGUUAUUUUAUUAUGGACUGGAUGGUUUGGUGGAGAUUGGGCGGUAUCUCAAGGUAACGUGAAGUGUGGUAAUAUGCAGUGUGAAAUAACUUCAAAUCAUGGUCGAUAUAAGAGUAGUGACGCACUGAUAUUUCACGGUGUUAGUCCUCAAGUAAGGAACCCGCAUUAUUAUCCAUCAAAAAGUAGUCGGCCGCCUAAGCAGUUAUGGGUUUUUCGCACUAUGGAAAAUCCCAACAUUGCAGAGAGACUAGGAUGCAAAUUAUCAUCAUUCCAUAAUAACCGAUUUCAUGCAACAAUGAGUUAUACACGUCAAGCCGAUGUCAGAUUAUGCUAUGGUAAAGUGUUAAAAGAACCCCAUGAUGCUACUAACCACAAUAGAAAUUAUGCUGCCGGUAAAACUAAAUUUGCUGCUUGGGUAUCAAGUCAAUGCUAUCCUGGCCGUACUAGUUUUGUCAAAGAUUUAAGUAAGUAUAUAUCUAUUGAUAAGUUCGGACGGUGUGGUAACCAACGUUGUGCAAAGGAUGGAUCGUGUAUGAAAAGAAUUGGAUUACAAUACAAAUUUUAUUUAAGCUUUGAAAACUUCAUUUGUAGAGAUUAUGUAACAGAAAAAUAUUAUCGAAAUGCGAUCGAUAAUAAUUUAAUCCCGAUUGUAGUCGGUGGAGCAAAUUAUAGCGAUGAUGGGAUUGUGCCGCCUCAUUCCUACAUCAAUGCACAAGAUUUCAGUACUGUUGAAGAACUAGCGAACUACUUGAAAAAAGUUGCCGCUAACGAUACCUUAUACAAUAGCUACUUCAAAUGGAAAGAUUCUUAUAAGAUCCUUAGUCCAUGUUCUGCUACCCAAUCUUUUUGUGAAUUGUGCCAUAAGUUAUGCGAUGAUAAAUGGGUUACUGAGAAAUCAAAGAAAACAAUUCCUGAUCUAACUUAUAAAUGGGGUGUUCACCGUGAUAACUGUGUUAAUUAUCCUGACAUUUUCCACAAGGGCAGUGACGGUAAAAUUACUAUUCAUCCAAGAGUUUACUAA
This is a messenger RNA of Trichoplax adhaerens, 1074 nucleotides long. RefSeq lists its product as uncharacterized. NCBI's taxonomy places the organism in Eukaryota, Metazoa, Placozoa, Uniplacotomia, Trichoplacea, Trichoplacidae. Gene Ontology annotation, molecular function: alpha-(1->3)-fucosyltransferase activity. The transcript has a single exon. The record is from RefSeq and is a predicted model, not a curated record. Bases 1 to 1074 code for a protein of 357 amino acids. Gene Ontology annotation, cellular component: membrane.